Messenger RNA from Cladocopium goreaui, 3836 nucleotides. NCBI's taxonomy places the organism in Eukaryota, Dinophyceae, Suessiales, Symbiodiniaceae. The record is from the annotation of a GenBank genome assembly.
CACGCAUAGAACUGCCCAGGCUAGGCUAGUUCGUAGGAAGACUGCCUCGACCGUCCCAAGAUGGGCAGCCUUAUGAUCGUUCUGCACCUUUUGGUGCCAGUUGUGGGUGCAUCAUGUUUGGACGAUGCCAUCCCACCAGCGCAACGGAAGAUCCUCAUGAAUCCCAAUGGCGAGCGCUAUCCGGUGGGCUUUUUCCAGUGCAACUGGGCGGCCUCGGCUGCGGCCAACGUUCUUGCAGCAACACUGGUGGAGGAGGCGACAAUCCGGGCAGUGGAACGGUUGCGGGAUAUUAUGGAGUCACUGGAUGCCGCACCCCCAACAAUAUCUCGGAUCGUGGAUGCAUGCAAGGUGUGAGCUACUACCAUGUCCACUUGGAGUCUUGGAUGGGAGCAUAUGUGGCUGAUUGGGAAUACAUUCAGACGACCUAUUCGUCUAUGGCGCCACAGGAUUUGGGCAGCAUGGGCUAUCCCGGAUUCACCACCAUGUACCUUCCAAGGUCAAUUCAGACCCAUGCAUACUCAACAAAGGGCAAAGCGCUGCAGUUCUUCCGCAGUUGGAAUGCUUCAUGGAAUCAGCCUUGGGACUUUUUCGACCCGAUCUCCGCCGUGGACACCUCCAAAUUGGUGCCUUGUAACAGCCCUGAUUCGAAGAUGACCAGUGACCCAUUGCUGCGUCGUUACGUGAAGUGGACUGGGGACAUCGAUGGUGUUGUCAUCAGCAAUGCUGUCUACUCGGCGAGAUGUGAUGAUGGCUAUUGGUGGUUGCCCCCCAGUUGUAGGGCCAAUGCCACUAAGUGUGUCCCAUGGAUCACGGGUGGCACAGGCUGGGACACGGAACAGUUCAUGCAGAAGUUCGCCAUUCUCAACAUGCCCAUUGGCAUUGCAAUCGCUGCCUCAUGGACAGAUUACUCGCAGUUGCCACUGUCCGUGGACAUGCCGUUUUAUUGGUGGUCCCCAGAUCCGACCUUCCUGGAGCUCAACCCGCUGGUGGUGAAAUUCGGGGAUCACAACAGUCGAGAGUUCAGCGAUGGGCUGAUGAGCAGUGCUGCAGCACAAGCCACAAUUUCUACAGUGGUAAGUCAAGACCUGAUCCUCUUGGCUCCCAUAGUUCGGACUUUCGCUGAUGACUUCGACCUGCCCUUGAGCGAGAUGGAUGCCAUGCUGUUGGAUCAGAAGACCACACAGGACACAUGGGAGGAGGUCACGUGUAGGUGGAUCAAGGCGAAUGAGGCCACCUGGAGGAAAUGGAUCCCUGACGAGAGUGAGUGCUUUCCCGGCUUCGGACUCUAUGACUCAGUGCUCCAAACGUUCACCGAUGUGCGGGUGAAUGCUACCAACAAGAUUGUGUGCCAGGCGUGUCCCCCAGGGACCUACUCGCAGAAGUUGGAAGACAACUACAAGAGCGGAUCCACCCAUGUUUGCGUGCCCUGUGGCCAAGGGACCAGCCAACCCUCUGGUGCCUCCCUCAGCUGCAAACCAUGCCAAGAAGGCGAGUAUCAGGAUGAGGUGAAAAGCACCGAGUGCAAGCGCUGCAACUUUGGCUCUUAUCAGAAUGAGACCGGUCAAGUGGCAUGCAAGGCUUGCCCAGAUACUACCGAGACCCUGGGCUUUGGUUCAGUUGCAGAGACGGAUUGUGGCUGUCCGGCAGGGCACAUUGACAUGGAUGAGACAGUGCGGUUUGACUGUGUGGAGUGCGGUGAAGGACUGACAUGCCCAGCUCUGUCUCAACUCAAAGACUUGCAGAGUGGUGAGAGCGUCCUGGGGGAGAAGUUCACUCCAAAGAUCCAGAAGGGCUACUACUCCACCCAGACCAACCCCACAGCGGUCUUCCGAUGCAACAGUGCUUUGUUUUGCCCUGGCGGUACUCCUGGUUCAUGCAGUGGCGGCCUUGUGGAUACCCCUUGCUCUCAAUGCCGUGAAGGUGAGACAUGGACGGGAAGUCUUUGCGAGCAGUGUGGUGCAUGGCGUCGCGUCCUAUGGGUCGUCAUGCUUGUUUGCAUCUUUGCCUUCUUGACCCUGGCCUACUACCUUGCCACAUCCAAGGUCACGGCCAAAGCCACCGUGCUCUUUGCCACCACUGCGUCCUUUGGCAUGCUGGUGAUGUCAAUGCAGAACCUGGGGCUCAUAGGCAUGAUGACGGUCCAGUGGCCUGCGAACCUUCAAGGCUUCUUCGGUAUUUGUCAGCUCCUGUUGCUUGACAUCGACAGCUAUGGCUUCAGCUGCCUGGCCGGGAAUUCCGAACCCAUUCGCUACCUCUUGAGUGCUCUGAUUUUCCCGACAGGUGUGCUUUGGCUGGGUCUGGCCUGUGCUGUGUCCCGUCUCUUGCCAAAAAAGCACCGUUGGGAAUGGCCAAAAGUCUGCUCUACCAUGGGGGCCUUUUUGCAGGUCGGCUUCAGCACCAUGAGCGCUACAUCCCUGGCCCCAAUGAUGUGCUAUCAACAUCCCAACGGCCAGAAAAGCCUUCUGAAGUACCCUGGUGUCUUUUGUGGCUCCGCUGAUCAUGGCGCCAUGUUGGUCAUUGGCUGGACUUUGCUGAGCGUGUUUGUGCUGGGUUUCGUGGCGCUAUGCAUCUUUGCAGUCAUGCGUGUCCCCGCGUGGAGCACCACAAAGAAAAAUCAUUUGGUGGCUUCGGUGCGUUUCUUGAUCUUCAGGUUUCGUCUCGAUGCAUGGUGGUUUGGGGUGCCAUUAUUGAUUCGAGGGCCGUUGAUCAACCUUCCUGUGGUCUUGGCCACUGACUACCCGCCAAUCCAGGUUGUUUGCAUUGCCGUCAUUUUGACGGUGAUGAUGCUCAUGCAGAUGUUGUCUUGGCCAUGGAAAGUGCCCCUGCUGAACUUGACCGACUGCAUCAUUUCCUUCUGCAUUGUAUUGCUAGUGACCACUGCCACUUUGUUCCUCCAAACUGUUGGUGGCACCAUGUAUGCAUUUGCCCAUGCCAUUUCGACCGCCAUGCUGGGUGGCAUCGGCCUUGCUGUUGGCAUCAUGGUUUUCAUGACGGCGAGCGCACUCGUCUACCGCAGUGCUUUGGGCGGGAAGAAGGAGCUGCAGAUGUUCAACUUGGGUCGUACACCAACCACUCCAGAACUGGCAAUCAAGAUCAAGGAAAUGGCUGCAGCCUUGGAGGACAUGAAUGUGGAUUCCCUCUCCGCCAAUCUUGCGGCCAUGUCGGUCUUCGACGUGGGCAAGGUCACUACCUGCAUCACGCUAUUGGCAACAGAGGUGUCUCCACCUGCUGCAGACAGCUCUACCUUCAAGUUCAACAAGCGAAUUGCAUCUCAUUCCUUCGACCCAAAUCUUCGGGUCAGACCACAAUCAUUUCGCGGUUCCACAUCCCGGGCAUCCUUUCAUGACAAACCAGCUGAGAACAACGAGACUAACGACACCUUGGAGCUUGUGGAGCCCGAGCCUGCAGAACCGGUGAAGCUGGUGAAGCCGGGGAAGAGUGAAGGUAUGAGGACACAAUGGAUCUAAUGAUGAUGAAAGUGGUGAGGACAGAAAUGGCUGCCCUAGCAGCACGUAGACGUGGCUGAAACCUUUGGGUUCGACCAGGCUUUGCUGCUUGGAGGCGCCAUUCUCCUUGUGUUUAUGCGAGCACGUUGCCCAAGGCAACUUGUGCGCCCUUGCUUCUUCGCUUGCCAAUCGAUGAGUUUUUGCCCUGUUGUUGCAAAGGGAUUUCAGCAGUGCAGAAUAUUUGGUUCGUCCUGGCAAGCAGAGCACUGACACCUUUUCCCUCGCGGCCAAGUGUAUAAUACACAUUAAAGUCCGAAACGAAUGCACCGUGUAGGGAGGCGCGAAAGAGAACAAAAACAGCUGCUCUUCCCAACAAAAGGAGAGGCAAAC